This is a messenger RNA of Schistosoma haematobium, 5317 nucleotides long. RefSeq names its product 60S ribosomal protein L7A. The coding region runs from base 137 to 2413 and encodes 758 amino acids. The transcript has 12 exons. The record is from RefSeq and is a predicted model, not a curated record. Gene Ontology annotation, molecular function: metal ion binding; glycerophospholipase activity. Gene Ontology annotation, cellular component: cytoplasm. NCBI's taxonomy places the organism in Eukaryota, Metazoa, Platyhelminthes, Trematoda, Strigeidida, Schistosomatidae.
GUUGUAAUAUACUAUCUUGACCUUGUGAAGAGGCACAAAAUCGUAUUAGAGCUUGUUGUUUCCGUUCUCGAUACUUUCCUGGUGGCCAUGAUGUUCUUGUAAAUAAAGGUUCUUAAUGAGAAGACCGUAGUCAAAUAUGAGCAUUUUUCUGCUUGAUGAUGAAGUUCCUAUCAAAGCUGUCCGUUGGUUGUAUUUCCGUCGUUCUGGUGGAGUAAGUACAUGGAAACCGUUUUGUGGAUAUGAUUCAAUACGUCUUGAAACAGCUUAUCGAGAGCGUUAUAACGGCAGCACGGACAGAGUUUACGAUAAGAUUACUGUUCGUGGAGAGAUGUUCGAAGUAGACAUGGAAAGUUGCCAAUGCAUUCCUAUAUACUGGUUUGGCAAAAAACGAUCUGUACAUAGUAGAAGAAAAACUUGGUGUUCAACCAGAGUGGUGCGUGCUGUUUGGUUUCAGAAGAUCAAUUGGUUACCUUUGGAUACAAAGUUAUCUGAAGUGAUUGAAUAUGAACAUCGUACGUAUGCUAUACCUAAAUUGAAAGGAGUUACAGGCAAAAGUCAUAAACCUGUUCAUAAAUAUCAAUCAAACAAUUACGAAAUAAAAUGGAUGCCUGAUGGUACUGUCUAUUUAGUUACUAAAAGUGCAGAGCCUUUCGGUAAAGUUAGAUUACACGGAGGAUUAAGUAGUGUUCCUAUUAGCAGAGGAUUUAAUCGUCCAGCGGAAACUAGUGAUAGACCUCCCCCUAUUACUCAUGUAUGCUUUGUUGUCCAUGGUAUCGGUCAACAGUUAGCUAGUAUACGCCAUGAAUGUGCCAAAAUAAGAAAAACAUGUCAAAAAGUAGCUGAAAAACUAUAUCCUAAACUACCUGAAACUGGACAACGACUUGAAUUUAUUCCAGUGAAUUGGCGUAGUUCAUUAUCAUUGAAUUCAAAAACUUUAGAUAACGUAACUAUAGCACAAUUAAGACCAUUACGUGAUUAUAUAAAUCAAAGUUUUGUUGAUAUUUUAUAUUAUACAAGUCCUGUAUAUCGUCAUGAUAUUAUGCAAAGUUUAAGUUAUGAAUUAACUAGAUUAUUUAAUUUAUUUUGUUCAAAAAAUCCACAAUUUCUUCAAAAAGGUGGUCAAAUCUCUGUACUUGCACAUUCACUUGGUAGUGUUAUUAUGCAUGAUAUUUUACGAAGUACCGAAAUUAAAUUACCAAAUUCAUUAUUUCAUUCAUUAGCAGAUUUAAGUUGUUCACAAUCAUCACUUCAUGAUAAUGAAUGUGGAACAAUUGCCCUUAGGCCGAAAAAAGGAAGGACUCGUAACUUAACUGGUUAUUCGAAUUCCGGAUCGAAAGAGUCAGUCAGUAAUAUUACCAAUAAUAGUAAUAAUAAUACAGAUCGCGAUCGUACCUUGAAAUGUCCAAAUCGGGGAUCAUUUUUGGAAAAUAUAUCAAAACCAAAAGAAUGGAAAUCUGUACCACAGUUGGCAAAUCUAUUUUUAAUUGGUUCACCAUUAGCCUUAUUUAUAUCCGUUAAUGAUUUAUGUCCACCAACAUAUAUAAAUCCAUCGACUCAUUCAUUACAAUUAACUAAUUCUACGGAUGAUGAACGAGAUCCAACAAGUAAUUCACAUUCAAUACAAAAUAGUAUUACAUCAACAACAACAAUAACAACAUCAACAUCUAAACAUACAGGUAUUGAUUUAGAUGAAAUUGAUCCUGAAGCAUUAUUUUCAUAUUUUGCAUGUCGAAGAGUAUUCAAUAUAUUUCAUUCAUAUGAUCCAGUGGCAUAUCGUUUAGAACCAUUAUUAUUGAAACAUUAUGCUAAUAUUAGCCCUGUUGUUAUACCGAAAGCAUCAAUUAGUCAUUUAGAAAAAUGUUUAUCAAUUAAAGAUAUUUCACUUAUUAAUAAUAAUAAUAACAAUAAAUCAAAUCAAUCAGAUAGUCAAACACCAACAUUAAAAGGUUCUAAUACAUCAUUAACAGCAAUUGAUGAUAUUGAAUCAACACAUUCAAUGCAUACAUUGGAUUUAUCUGAUUCAGAUAGUGAUUCAUCUGAUCUAUCAUCAAAUGAUGCUAGUGGUAGUCAUGGUUCUGAUCAUAAAGAACAAAAAAGAAAAUUUUUCAAACGUUUAAGUGUUGUGGAUGAAAAUUCCGUUUAUAAACAACAUCAAUCAUUAGCAAUGAAAAUAUUCAGUAAUUAUAUAACUAGACGAUCAUCUAAUGUAACUAAUUUAAAUCCAAUAUUAUGUCAAAUGCGUUCAAUGCCAACAACAAAUGAAAAACAACUUCGACGUCGUGUUGAUUAUGAAUGGCAAAAAUCAUUUUCACCACUUGCUAUAUUAGGUGCACAUAAUAGUUAUUGGAGUAGUCAUGAAUUAGCAUUUUUUAUGCUUUAUCAAAUAUUUGGACCACCACAUAAUUUACGUUAAACAAUAAAUAAAUAAAUAGAUAGAUAGAUCAAUAUCUCUAUAACAUGUUGAAGUAUACAUGGGUGAAGUAUUUUCCAGUUUUAUGUCUUAUGUAAUGCAUUUGUAUUUGUUGCCAAAACACUUGGAAACAUUCCAUUCCAUAUUUCUUUUUUUGGAUACACUGAAUUAUUUUUUAUUUCAACAACAACAAAGAAACAUUUUCAUCUUCAAAGCAAAAAAGAGAAAAGAAAAAAGAAAAAAACAUUCUCACAGAUCAUAGAAUAAUUUUUUUAUUUUCGGAAUUUUUCUCUCUUUUUUUUGUUUAUUAUUUUAUCUGAUUAUUAUAAAUUAGAUCAAUAGAUUAAUCCACAUUCGUUGAAUUGACUAAUACACAUGGUAACAAUUUUCUUUUUUUUAAUAAGAAGAAAAACAACAAAAAGAAAAGAAUAAAAGAAAACUUCAUUACUCUUAAUCAAUAUUCUUUUAUUUUAUAAUUGAUCAAUUAUUUUUGGUAACUUAGAUAUAUACUACUUAAUAUUGAGUUGGGUUUUUUUUUCUUUCAUGUUUAUCUUUUAUAUUAUUACAUAAUAAUGAAAUCAAUUUGAUUGUAUUUGUGUGUGUGUGUGAAUGGGUGUGUUUAUGCGUUUUCAGCUUUCUUUUAUUUUUGUUUUUGUUUUGUCGAAAAAAACAAAACAAGUAAGUGAAAAUGUUUUGUUCUCGUUAUAUGUUGAUCCAUCUGUUUUGAAGAAUAAUGAAUGAGGAUUUGUAAAGAGAUUGUAGUCAUUUUUAAUAGUUGAUUUCAUGAGUCGAUUUAAGCUAGAUUGACAUUCAAAAACCUGGAAGUACUAGACGGUUGUUUUAUUCUAGUAUGAGACUCCUGAACAGUGCACAUCUAUGAUUUAGCAUAGGGGACUCAAACUCAGGACCUUCGGUCUCGUGCACGAACGCUUAACCUCUAGACCUUUAAGUUACCACCUAACGGUGUUAAUGUGUAACUUCAAUCAAUCUAUAAUCUUGUGCAACCCUUCUCACUAGAAUUCCAUGAAAUCCAUCUUGAACCCAGUGCCUAGUGAGCACAUGAUGAUGAUUAUGGUUAGAAUGAGGGUUUGUGGAGAUUGUAGUAAUUUUUACUAUUUGAAUGGAUGAGUUGAUUUACACUAGACCACUAUUAAAUAGCUGGAAACACUGAACGGCCGUUCCGUUAUAGCAUAAGACUCGUGUGCAGUGUUCAUCCACAAUCCCGCAUACGUUACACGAGUCCACUGCCAAUUACACAAUCUAUCAUGACAGUUUUAUUAUUAUAAUAAUUAUUACUGUGUGGAAUGGAUGACACUAAUCAAUUGCUUAACUGUGAAAUCAAUAUUUGUUACAUAACAAAUUACAACUUAUCACUUAAAGACAGUUGUAAGUGGUUUUUAUACGUUUCAGGAAUAUGUGUGUUUGUUUAUCUUAUAGUGUAUUCCCAUUCAAGAAAUAUUUUAAUUGACACGUGGUCUUUCAUAGAUUAUCGACUGCACAACGCAGUUACCUAAUGAAAAUUGAAAUACUUUACCUUGAGUAAACAGGAUAAUGAAAAUACAGUAAUCAUCAGUCUACUAAAACUUAAUCAUCUAUGAAGUAACCAGCUACCAGCUGAUAUUUGUUACGUAGCCUAGUGACUGCGUCGUAGAAGUUAUGAUACGCUUCGCAUUUAUUAUUAAGAAGAAACUUCAACAAUUUUUAUUCUAUUGUCCACCUUUUGCUGUUGUGGUAAUAUCUAUUCAUUAUACUCGCUUUGUUUCUGGUUCAUAAUGAUAUGUUUCGCUUCUAUCCCCUUGUUAGUCCGAUUUAUAAUCAAGAUUUUUCUUUACACUCGAUCAAAUGUCCUUUUUCACCUCGAAUAAUAACUCAUUUUUUUACCCGUAUAUGUAGUGCCUCCAGGUGCCUACUUUUAUCCUAAAACCAAUGGAUUACACCUUGAGAAUCAAUCACAUAGUUUAAAAUUAUUUUUUAUAAACUAGGUUUAUGAAGAGUAUAUAAGUGAAAUGUAUUAAAAACUUGAUCAUAAUGUCACUAGACUCUGCUAAAGCUAACCCUUCAUUACAUAUCAUCAUUGUAAUCCACCCAUGAAAUAUCUUUAGCAUAGUUGAUGAGCUGUUUUUUUUCAACUAUGGUUGCUCUUAAUUUUCCAAUGUCACCACUAGUGUUUUAGCAAAGGAAAGUGAGACUACAUCUAUUUAACUCAAAAAAAAAUAACUUUAGUUACAUCUUUAUUAUUUAUGGUUCCUUAUGUAGUGACCUACUUUUAUCAAGAGAACGCGAUUGGUUUAAUGGAAACAAUUAUUAUUAUAACCAAUUGUACCAGUGAUUGUUUUACUGUGCUUGUUUGUUUAACUGCACUAAAGACAUCUAUUAUUCUUCCAUUCUUCCUUCCGUUGGUUGUGACCUUGCACGAACUUACGUUUGCUCAGUAAAUUCACUUGUACUCCUUUGGUACGAUCUCGGUAUUCUUUCGAUACCACGAGAUCACCAAUAAAUAUACUUCGCUACAACCUUCAAUCGCCUUCUGAUAUUUCGUACACAACCUUCCUGUAGUGGUGAUCAUAGUCAACCGCGACUCGACGCCACACUUCACUUAUAUCACAUAGCUUCCAGUUAGUUCAGUGGUUUCUUUAUCAAUUUGUUAAACACAUUCUUGUAGACUUUACUAUGAGAAUUACAUUCAUUAUGCAAUGAACAAGAAGAUAAAUGAAGACAGCUAAUUGUAUUUCCUUACAAAAUUACAGAAUAUUUAAGGAAAAUAUGAAAACCGUACAUCGAAUACUUGAUUUUCAAAUUUCCAUCACUUGUCCUUCACACACUGUAUGACUUUUUCACUUCACAAUUCCUUCUUAACUUCAGUUCUGUUUUCUUCAAUUCGAUCUUCUUAGCCUUCUGCUGCCAUCC